Messenger RNA from Salvelinus fontinalis (brook trout), 4018 nucleotides. RefSeq names its product glyoxylate reductase 1 homolog (Arabidopsis) (gene glyr1). The transcript is spliced from 16 exons. The coding region runs from base 44 to 1603 and encodes 519 amino acids. The record is from RefSeq and is a predicted model, not a curated record. Gene Ontology annotation, molecular function: oxidoreductase activity, acting on the CH-OH group of donors, NAD or NADP as acceptor; NADP binding; NAD binding. NCBI's taxonomy places the organism in Eukaryota, Metazoa, Chordata, Actinopteri, Salmoniformes, Salmonidae.
UUCUUUCACGGUGUUCAGUGCGACGUUUCAGUAAAGUUCUAAGAUGGCGACGGUGCAUCUGAGAAUCGGGGACCUAGUUUGGGGAAAACUCGGGCGCUAUCCUCCGUGGCCAGGCAAGGUCGUCAGUCCUCCAAAGGACCUGAAAAAGCCAAGAGGGAAAAAAUGUCAUUUUGUCAAAUUCUUUGGAACUGAAGACCAUGCCUGGAUAAAGGUGGAGCAGCUGAAGCCAUACCACCCCCACAAAGAGGAGAUGAUCAAGAUCAACAAGGGCAAACGUUUCCAACAGGCUGUGGAUGCAGUGGAAGACUUCCUGAAGAAGAAAGAGAAACAGGGGGGGAAAGAACAGAGCUCUGAGGGGAAAGGAGACUCUAAAGGGAAGAAGACACCAACUAAACCUCUGAAGAUCCUAGAGGAAGAUGAUGAAGACCUCAGUGCCCUGAAAGACCCCUCUGAGAAGGACCUAACUGACUCAGAGCCGUCCAGUGUUGAGCGACUAGGGGGCCUGGGAACUACUGGACCUGUCUCGGGAUUCAAAUGGGAGAGCAGUCCAGUACAGGAUGAUCCCCAUUUCCACCACUUUCUGCUCAGCCAGACUGAGAAGCCUGCCUCAUCUAUGGAGCCUAUCAGUAAACGCCUGAAGAUUGUUGAGGAGGACACGAGGUCAACGUCUAUCCAAGCUGCAGACAGCACCGCCAUCAACGGCAGUAUUACUCCCACAGACAAACGGAUAGGGUUCCUAGGGCUGGGGCUUAUGGGUAGCGGAAUAGUGUCCAACCUGUUGAAGAUGGGUCACAUUGUCACAGUGUGGAAUCGUACAGUAGAAAAGGUACCGCAAGACAACCAACACUGUGACCUGUUCAUCCAGGAAGGGGCCAGGUUAGGGCGGACCCCAGCAGAGGUGGUCUCUAUGUGUGACAUCACCUUCUCCUGCGUCUCAGACCCCAAGGCUGCCAGGGAUUUGGUGCUGGGUCCCAGUGGAGUGCUCCAGGGCAUCAGGCCAGGGAAAUGUUACGUAGAGAUGUCUACCGUGGACCCAGAGACCAUCACAGAGCUCUCGCAGGUGAUAUCGUCGCGGGGCGGCCGCUUCCUGGAGGCUCCUGUGGCUGGGAGCCAGCAGGUGUCUAACGAGGGCAUGCUGGUCAUCCUAGCGGCCGGAGACAGGACGGUCUACGAAGACUGCAGCUCCUGUUUCCAGGCCAUGGGCAAGACCUCAUUCUUCCUAGGUGAGGUGGGUAACGCAGCGAGGAUGAUGCUGAUCCUCAACAUGGUACAGGGAAGCUUCAUGGCAACCAUCGCCGAGGGGCUGACCCUAGCCCAGGCCACAGGCCAAUCACAGCAUACCUUCCUGGACAUCCUGUCUCAGGGUCAGAUGGCCAGCACCUUCGUGGACCAAAAAUGCCAGAAUAUCCUACAGGGCAACUUCAAACCAGACUACUAUUUGAAACACAUUCAGAAGGAUCUGAGGCUAGCCAUCUCCAUGGGCGACACAGCCAAUCACCCGACCCCUAUGGCUGCAGCAGCCAAUGAGGUCUACAAGAGGGCUAAAGCACUGGACCAGUCAGACAACGACAUGUCAGCUGUCUACAGAGCCUACAUUCACUAAACCUCCUGAAGAGUCUCUCCCCGACCUGUCCUCUCCCCGACCUGUCCUUUCCCCGACCUGUCCUUUCCCUGUCCUUUCCCCGACCUGUCCUCUCCCCGACCGGUCCUCUCCCCGACCGGUCCUUUCCCCGACCCGUCCUCUCCCCGACCCGUCCUUUCCCCGACCCGUCCUUUCCCCGACCCGUCCUUUCCCCGACCCGUCCUUUCCCCGACCCGUCCUUUCCCCGACCCGUCCUCUCCCCGACCCGUCCUCUCCCCGACCCGUCCUCUCCCCGACCUCUCCUCUCCUCUGGACCACACUUAUCUUUUAUAAAUUUUUAUUCACAUUUUAUUAAUUAUUUUUGCCUGGCACCAGAGAUAUUGGUGUACUUCCCAAAUGCCAUCCAAUUUCCUAUUAUAGUACACUACUUUUGACCAGGGUCCAUGAUUUCCUCGUGAAUGAAGCUGAAUCCCCAACUCUGCCGAAUCAGGGCCCAUAGGGCUCUGGUCAGAAGUAGUGCACUACAUGGGGGAAUAGUAUGUCGUCUGGGAGGCAGCUAUUCCUUCCCGGUAACGUGAUGGGAACCUCUAACUAGUCCACCUGGAACAUUGCACUGACUGAGGGUUCUAAUGAUGCUAGAAGAAUGGUAGCUUCCCCCCCCCCCCCCCCCCCCCCUUCACAUCUUUGCGUUUUGUUGUCGAUAGUGCUGGUCAGGUUUCUGAUGGUAAAGUACUGCAGGGUGUUCAGAAGAGAUUUUGGGAUGCGGCCCCCAUUGCUGACGGUAAGAUGUUCAGAAGUGAUUUGGAACGCGACACAUUGCCCCUGUUGCUGUCGGUAAGAUGUUCAGAAGUGAUUUGGAACGCGACACAUUGCCCCUGUUGCUGACGGGUGGGUUUUGAAGCUGCACGGGCCAUGGAUUAAUUUAUCACUCUUUCUCUUUCUUUGCGUUUUAUUUAAUUCUAUGUGUGAAAAAUGUCAUCUUUAAUUAGAAUGUCCAGAAUUUCAUCUAAACGUAUAAAGCUGUUGAUAUUAUCUUUUAAAAAGAGGGCGAAGGCUUGAGGAGCACCGAGAGGAAUAAUGCCACUGCAUUGCCUUAAUAUUGGAACCAUUUGAAAUCUUCUGACAUGUAUUUAUUUAUUUUUAGACGCUCUAGAUCUCUCUAUUCUACUUCUCUUUUGGUGCAGUUUGGCCUGGAGUUGUUUCCGUAGUUGUCUGAAUUUGAACAGUGUUUGGUUUGUUGUGUUAGCCUGUUAGAGAACCUGCCCCCUUAAGGUUAUAUUAAUAAGGUUAUUCUGAUGCCUUGUAAUACAGUAAUGACUUAAUCCGUCUUCUAACCAGGAUUCUACCCUAAUGGCACCCUACUCCCUUUAUAGUGAACUCCUUUAGACCAGAACUCUGAUCAAAAGUAGUGCGCUAGAUAGGGAAUAGGGUUCCAUUUGGACACAUCCCGGGACAUUAAGGUGAUCAUGUUUAAAACCCAUGCAGUGGUCUAACGUUAUUAAACACAGGCAAGUUGAUCACUUUUUAUUGUACAUGUGUGUUUUGGACCCACGUUGCUUAGCGACCUGUUUGUAUUUUAACAUGACUAUAGAUCGCUUGGCUUGAUGACUUGGGUUAUUGCACCACAACAGUUCCCCUUUGCAGUGGGGGAUAGAUUAGCCUGGGUCCCCGUCUGUUUGUGCCGUCAUGCCAACUCCUUGUCAUAUCCAACAUGUUGGGCUUGACAAGUACAGCAAGGAAGUGGGGCAAGACCACAAACAGAUCUGGGAUCAGACUAAGGAGGAAAGAUUUAUUUAUUACCAGAUCAAUCACCAUAUAGGAAACUGUCGAACUACAGAAUGUGCAUUUCAGUUGAAUCAUAACCACUCCCUGAGAUUCAAGCCCCAAACUACAACCUUUUACGUUCUCCUUAAAAGGGAUACCUGGCAGGGCCAUGAGAAGACAGGCAAUUGUUACCUGAAUGGCAGUGGGGGGAUUUAGGUCACAUAAAACAUAAAAUAAUUUACUUUAAAGAGAAUGAGUUACCAUCGAAAGACCUCGUAACCUGCUUGAGGUGGGUUAUUGUCGUGGCAAAACAAAAUUUUGCUCACUUUCAAUAAUGAUUUUAUCCCUUUCUGUUUUAGUUCAUUUUGAUUUGAAAAAAAUGUGAAACUAUUCAACUCUUUGUAAAACACAAUUGAACAUGUAUAACCUCUGAUUUUGGUUGAAUAUCAUUUUCAUGUCGCAAGGUCUUGAUCAUCCCAUUUGUAGAAGUAGAUUUUCCUUUUGGCCUACAAGAUGUAAAUUAAGUUUUAGGGUUCAUUUGUUUAAACACGGAAAUAGUUUAAAGAUUUAAGAAGUAUGUUUUUAGUAGGAAACAUUCAAACAAAUGACUUGUAAAUAGCCCAUAUUGGUUGAGUGGAUGUACGCUUUCUAAAUAAAGGGUAAUAUAAAAUA